AUUUAUGAGUUUUUCAUUGUAUUGGCAGAAGGUGUUAUUGGAUAGUGAGUGUAGAAGAUAUGAGCUCGCAGUUCAUAGCGCAGGUGCAAUGGUUAAUGAAGAUUCAACAAAUCAAACAGGCAGAAAUAUUAUUUGAAAGAUCCAACUACACUUGGUUAUGUAGUAAGAGGGUGUCUUUUGUCUGGUUAUCAACAAAACAAGAGAUGCAAAUUCGAAAUUCCUUGUCGAAGGUUUCAUCCGAUCAACAAGUUGAGGUUAUGAAGAAGAUGAUCAAAUGGCUUGAGGAUAACCCAGAUACUGAUGCUCCGAAAAUUCCAGAAAUAGUUCUAUCUUUUCUGGAAAAUAGUUACAUGGUUAAUUUGAUUUCCCAGGCCAAUUUUUCAAGAAUGGCUACUUUUCGGAAUAGUCUGAGAAGACUAUCGAUUAUAUCAAAUAGAAUUGUGCCUUUUUCUACAAAUGUCAGUUAUAGAUCUAGAGCAAACAGAUCGGUUACUUUUAAUGAUAAUCCUGUUGUUCAUAAAAUAUCUAGUUAAUAUUCAUUGACCUAUUCUUGUUAUUUUGGAUUAUAAGCCUUUGCAUUGAUUCUAUUGUAAUGAUAUUCACUAAUAGCUAUUGUUUAUGAAUGAUUUUAUCAUUAAAAAUCCAUGAAUAAUACAAAUACUAAAAAUAAAGUAUCCAGGAUAAACUGAUUUGUAGGUAAUUGCAUUAACAAUAUUAAUUAAAAUUAAAUUAGAAGUAUACAAUACAUAUAAAUAAACAUAUGUGAAUAAAUAAAUUCUUUGUUUACAAAUAUUAAGUUAUUUCUCAAAUAUUAGAAUGAAUAAUUAUAAUAAUAUUCCUGUAAAUAUGAAAUGGACGUCCACGAAACUAACAAAGAUGGGUGUCUUUCAGACGAUAUCUCAUGGACAUCAAGGAGAUAUAUAAACAGGUUCUUAUAAUUCUCAAUAGUUCAUUUCUCUAUGUAUAUGUCUUUUCGACAUCCAUAAAAUAUCUCGGGAAGAAAUGUAAACAGGUUCCGGUUUUCUUAGACUCAAGUGUGACGUGAUGGGCAUGUCUUAGUUUAGGGGCUACUCGCCGCACGCGAUACCACGCGACUACUGUAGACUAAGGUGUCAAAGACACAAUCUUGUAAAAAAAUUACAAAUCCGAUAAGAUUGAAAUAUUUUGAAUUUACCGCUAAAAUGACAUGAAACAUUAACCACAGAUCAUAGGUCACAGAAACUUGACUUCUCAGUAUCAAAUAGAGUCCAGAUAGUGUCCCUUCUGUAAUGUAUUAUCUAAUAUCAUCUCCUAAGAACUCAUUUUCCCACUACUCUACAAAAGGUAUGAAAAGAAAACGAUGAUUGAUUUAAUCUUUUAUAGCUAUGAAAUUAAGUUAAACAAAACAACAUAAGGCAAAUUCGAUAUUUCUU
Leptinotarsa decemlineata (Colorado potato beetle) is the source of this 1412-nucleotide messenger RNA. RefSeq lists its product as uncharacterized. Lineage: Eukaryota; Metazoa; Arthropoda; Insecta; Coleoptera; Chrysomelidae. The record is from RefSeq and is a predicted model, not a curated record.